Messenger RNA from Plasmodium fragile, 948 nucleotides. RefSeq lists its product as uncharacterized. The record is from RefSeq and is a predicted model, not a curated record. The coding region runs from base 1 to 948 and encodes 315 amino acids. The transcript has 12 exons. NCBI's taxonomy places the organism in Eukaryota, Apicomplexa, Aconoidasida, Haemosporida, Plasmodiidae.
AUGGCCAUCCGGGAUGGGGAGGGGGUAGCACCUGACGAAGCAACAGAAGGGACACCCGAGCAUUUACCUACGCACAUGGCUGUGACCAAUCCUUUUACGAUUCUCUUUCUCCAAAGGAACAAGGGUCCCUUGUAUAUUGAAUCGUUACAAGAAAACCUAAUCGCAGAAGGGACACUGAGAGAUGCCAAGGACAUCUUCCUAUUUAAUAAUUACGCCAUUUGGCUAGUUAAGCUAUCGCAUUUGUGCUUCUUCUUCUUGCUCAGUGUUCAAAAUACUUUUCAAUUCUCACCCAGCUUGGUGUUUCUGGUUUUCUUCUUCGGGUUUUUUAUCAUUUGUUUUUGCUUUUGCAUGAGUUGGUAUAGCUGUUUCUGCUUUAUUAGUCGAGUAACAAACGAGGAGCUAAUCGAUGAAGAACUGAACCCCUCCAUGCUGAACGAAAUAAUUCCUCAGAUUUUCUUCUCCGUGUGCUCCUUUUUGUUGAUAAGCGUACUUUACUUGGGGCAUCUGCUAGUCUACCUGAACGUUCAGAACGAUGUCAUUUCGGUCCCCAUCGAAUCCCUAAUGAUUUUCUUUUUUUUCUUUUUCUGCUGUGUAUUGUAUGGGGCCCUCUUCAAGUACAACAAUUCGGUGGGCGUCUUCCUUCUCGGGGCCAACGGAAUAGCCACUCUGGUGCUUUCCUUUUACCAGGAGAGCAGCCUCCUUCUACCCUCCCUUUUAAGUACCGGACUCUACCUGGCACACCUAAUUAGGAAAAACAAACAGAACAAAUUAUUUUAUCGAGAGCGAGAGGGGGACUACGUGCAAAUGCUCAUGUACACGUCCGCGUCAGCCUUUGCUUCACUCCUACUGAAGAAUUUGAGCCUGAUUAACUACCAGUUUCUCUGCUUCCUAUUGAUCCUUUCAUCCGUAAGGGGAGAGAGAGAGAGACAGAGUGUGUGGAAGCCCUAG